Messenger RNA from Aedes albopictus (Asian tiger mosquito), 2291 nucleotides. RefSeq lists its product as uncharacterized. The transcript is spliced from 2 exons. The coding region runs from base 399 to 1637 and encodes 412 amino acids. The record is from RefSeq and is a predicted model, not a curated record. Lineage: Eukaryota; Metazoa; Arthropoda; Insecta; Diptera; Culicidae. Gene Ontology annotation, biological process: detection of chemical stimulus involved in sensory perception of smell; sensory perception of smell. Gene Ontology annotation, cellular component: plasma membrane. Gene Ontology annotation, molecular function: olfactory receptor activity; odorant binding.
UUUUACUAGUGAAAGUGAGAGCGUUAUUACCAUAAAUUUCAAUAUGCAGCAACAUAAAGAGAAUGUUAUGAGAAGUAUGUGCGUUUAAACGAAUUUGUACCACUGUAUGCGUUAUAGUGAACGUUGAGAUUCUUUUGAGUCUUCGAACGUAAAAUGCUGCGAACAAUACUUGACGGUAAACUGGAGGACGGCAUCUGGCGGCAUCGCAUGAACUUCGAAUUGUACCAAGUAGGUGAGCAAGACCUAACGACUCUAAACGUUCAAGGUAGUUAUAGCUUUAUAGACAUCAAAGAACAUCAGUGCACUGUCUGUCAACCACAUGAAAACAAACAGAAGAAAGGAUUGUUCUUGCCAGCGGAACUUGCUAGACUAGUCCGAGAGCUUGAGCCGUCAGCACCAUGGGUGGAGUUCGUCGUUUGACCAACUGGCUGAAGUAUAAACUUGGUACUCUGGACGACGAAAGUGACUAUUUUCGUCAGAUGGAAUGGGCUCUUAUGAUAGCAGGCGUACAGUUACCGUCAGAAAAUCCCAACCACCACAAGUGGCUCUUCUGCUAUCGUGUCGCGAUUCUUUUCCAAUGUUGUAUCUGGUGCGAUCGUUUUUUUGUGGCCUGCACCGAGUGGAACUCCCCGGCUGAGCUGAUUGGAGUGUUUAGCUUCGUCUUGGCGCUGGUAAUGAUCAUCUCCAGGAUAAUUCUUAUGAGAGUGUACCUGAAGGAUAUCCAAAAAGUGCGGAGUUAUUUGGAAACUAUCCUGAAUAAAGAUUUGACGGAAGGCCGAGUUCGAUCAUAUCGCUUGAUACGCCGAAUCUUUCUGGUUUUGGAGUGGUUAUUUUUCUGUGAUCAAAUCAUACUCUACACAUUUGGCGUAUAUGAGGAACGACAGUACAGCGUUCCUGAUAAUAUAAGUCGACUGGGUCCACGCGUAAAACUGGCCUUCGAUAUCCUGAUUUGCAGUAACCAUAUUAUGCUUUCCUCGAUUUAUGCGGCGAUCCUGACGAUUCUGAAUACACUCAUCAUGGGUUUCUCUACCGAGCUGGAGAACGUCGUAUUCCAGUGUAAUGGAAUAUUUGAGCGCGUUAAUGACCAAAUGUCUGGUACUGUUAGUCUGAAUGAAAAAAUGGCAACAUCAAAGUUUUGGAACAUUUUUAGAACAGAAUUAAACAUGGUUGCGGCACGACACGCAGAGGUGAUAGAACAGUUUGCGACUGUGAGAACGUUGCUCAAAAUAAGUUUCCUGCUGAUUUUCUACACGGAGAUUGUGUUCAUCGGAUGUGCCUUAUUCUAUGUAAAAAUGCUCGGACUAACCAUGAAUACGGUCAUCGUUGUGAGCUAUGUAACGGCGAUCCUCAUGGAAUGCUAUUGGUUCUGCCGGUUAACGGAUAUCGUAAACGACACGAACCAUGCAAUUGGAUGUGCCCUGUACAAUCUGAACUGGCCGGAGAAGUUGCGUGAUAUGUCAAACUUACGCCAGGAGUAUCUGGAAAUCCGAGUCACCAUGCUGGUUAUCAUGACGAGGGCUCAGCAGAAACUGGGAAUUACCUGCGGAGGGAUGUUCGAAAUGUCCGUGGCAGCGUUCCACGAGUUGAUGAAGAUGAUCUACAGCUGUUUGAUGUUUCUGCUCAGUGUCACAACGUAGUGUUUUUCUUAGAAGCUCUUGCUCCCAUCUUAUUAUUCAUAUCUACAGGUCGACACGAAUGCCACUCUAGUGGUAAAGUGUCUUUAAUAAACUAAUAAUAAUAAUAAUAAUAAUAAUAUCUACAGGGGAUAGACAAAAUGAUCGGGACAGGCAAAAAUUUCACUUUUCAAAAAAUGUUCAACUAGCUGUAACUUUUCGAAAAGCGCAUCAAAUAUUCUCAAAUUUUCACUGUAAAUUCAUAUUACUAGUUGUGUAUUAGUGGUCCAAAUUUGGAAAAGAUCGGAAUAUUCUCCACGAAGUUAGAUCCUUGAAAAAGGUAUAAUUAACUGAUAGCCAACUUUGAGCUGUUAUAUCUCCGGAUUGAAUGAACCGAAUGCAGUGAAAUUUUGACCAUUUAUGACUCAUAUAAUGAACUCUGAAAAACGUUUGACUUAACUUAAAAUUUUUAUCAAGAGAAAAAGUUAUAGCGAUUUCAUUUAUUUUACGAUUUUUCAGUAAAUUGGUCUAUUUUUAAUGUGCAUCCCAUUACCUUUUCAAUUUAUUGGCGGCUAUGUUGUUACUUUCCUUCAAAACACAUUUAUAUAUAAGUCAAUCAGAGGGAAAUUAAAUGAACUAUAAUUUGCAUCUUGAAUUUUGAAACGAUGUUGAAGUUUU